GAUCAAACGGCCAUCUUCAGUUAAGGCCUACCUCAUAAAGCCCAGAUCCGUGACCUCACGCUGUGGCCCAAACGAAAACCCAAACCCGAGAGAUCCCAACGUGGUUUUCCUAUCACCGUCGACGCCCAACAUAUAAUCAGGCGAAUCUAAUCGCCUUCGUAUUUUUGCUUACUCUAUUCGUCUUCAUCUUGUGACCUUACUAGGUCAAUGUCACAAGCUCGUGUUUACACCGACGUCAACGUUCACCGUCCCAGAGAAUACUGGGAUUACGAGUCUCUCACCGUCCAAUGGGGCGAUCAAGAUGACUAUGAAGUCGUUCGGAAAGUUGGAAGGGGAAAAUACAGUGAGGUCUUUGAAGGUAUAAAUGUCACCAACAAUGAAAGAUGCAUCAUCAAGAUCCUUAAACCUGUCAAGAAGAAGAAGAUAAAGAGGGAGAUAAAGAUACUUCAAAAUCUCUGUGGAGGUCCAAAUGUGGUAAAACUGCUUGAUAUUGUCAGAGACCAGCACUCGAAAACUCCUAGCUUGAUUUUUGAAUAUGUGAACAGUACAGACUUCAAAGUUUUGUACCCAACAUUGACGGAUUACGACAUCCGAUACUACAUAUAUGAGCUUCUCAAGGCAUUAGACUACUGCCAUUCACAAGGCAUAAUGCACAGGGAUGUGAAGCCUCAUAAUGUUAUGAUUGACCAUGAGCUACGGAAACUUCGCUUGAUUGAUUGGGGCCUUGCUGAAUUCUACCAUCCUGGAAAAGAAUACAAUGUCCGAGUUGCUUCAAGGUACUUUAAGGGCCCUGAACUCCUUGUGGAUUUGCAAGAUUAUGACUAUUCUUUGGACAUGUGGAGCCUGGGUUGUAUGUUUGCAGGAAUGAUCUUUCGCAAGGAGCCAUUUUUUUAUGGCCAUGACAACCACGAUCAGCUUGUCAAAAUUGCCAAGGUCCUUGGCACAGACGAGUUAAAUGCGUAUCUGAACAAGUAUCAUCUAGAGCUUGAUCCUCAACUCGAUGCACUUGUUGGAAGGCACAGCAGGAAGCCAUGGUCGAGAUUUAUUAAUGCAGAUAACCAGCAUUUAGUUUCCCCCGAGUCCAUUGAUUUCCUUGAUAAGCUUCUUCGUUAUGAUCAUCAAGAUAGACUUACAGCAAAAGAAGCAAUGGCUCAUCCUUACUUCCAUCAGGUGAGGGCUGCCGAGAAUAGUAGGAUGCGGACGUAGUGAUAUGUUGUCGUGCCUGUUUGCAGAAGUGAACUCUUCAUGUUGUUAUAAAGUGUUAUAUUGUUCAUGAAUACGAGUCUACAUUGCAUACUCGCUUUGUGUAGGCAAUUGGUUCGAUUAAGAAUCCUUUUUCUAAUGCCAUUCUUCAACUUUCGCUUGUUAUCCAAAGGUUGUGAGGUCGGAUUUCAUCAUAGCGACUCUUCAAAUGGGAUCAGUUCAAAGUCUUGAUACUUUUGUUUAUCGAAGUAUUCUAUAUGGUAGUAUCCAUCAUGAA
This is a messenger RNA of Rhododendron vialii, 1480 nucleotides long. Its product is annotated as casein kinase II subunit alpha-2. NCBI's taxonomy places the organism in Eukaryota, Viridiplantae, Streptophyta, Magnoliopsida, Ericales, Ericaceae. Gene Ontology annotation, biological process: protein phosphorylation. The record is from RefSeq and is a predicted model, not a curated record. Gene Ontology annotation, molecular function: ATP binding; protein serine/threonine kinase activity. The transcript has 10 exons. Bases 208 to 1206 code for a protein of 332 amino acids. Gene Ontology annotation, cellular component: nucleus; protein kinase CK2 complex; cytosol.